Neodiprion fabricii is the source of this 1686-nucleotide messenger RNA. RefSeq lists its product as uncharacterized. Bases 167 to 952 code for a protein of 261 amino acids. Lineage: Eukaryota; Metazoa; Arthropoda; Insecta; Hymenoptera; Diprionidae. The transcript is spliced from 2 exons. The record is from RefSeq and is a predicted model, not a curated record.
AAACUAUUAUGUAUACACUCUGAGCAUAAGGUAUACAUGCAUACAGUUCCGCUUUCCACCUGAAUUACGCUCCAUGAAGUCAGUCAUAAAAUUGGGCGAAAUUGUUGUGAUUGAUUACGUGCACAGACGUAUCUGAGCUAGGACACUUGGGAUCUAUAAUCCAGAAAUGAGCUCACGCAAAUGGCAUAAAAAGUGUUUUGUACCUGGAUGUUCGUCAAAUAGCUUUGACCAGCCUUUGAAAGCAUUCAUUAAAUUGCCACAGGGAACUGCUGUCCGAAAACAAUGGGCCGAAGCAGUCGGUAGAACAGGCAAAGAUGUUUACUUCAAUCAUGUAUCCAGUGUCUAUUGUUGUGGAGAUCAUUUUAACCUAGAAGAGGAUGCUGAAAACUGGUUGAAGUAUAGGAUAAUGGGGACAAGUAUUAAACUGAAAGCUGGGGUGUUGCCACGCAUCUCAGACACCGGUGAUAAAAAUACUUCAUUACUAGAUGCACCGUGCAAAGCUGAAAAAUUAGAUAAGGAAUACUACAGAUUGAUGGCGAGUGAGUCACCUGGCCACAGAGAUAGUGGAACCAUUAUUAGUACUGAAACCAGGGAUGAUUAUAAUAUUGACAUUAAAGAUGAACCACUUUCAAGGAUUGUUAAGAAUGAACCAAGAGAGCCUUCCCAAGAAAAAGUAUUUGGAGAAGCGUUAACUGGAGAUAAACUUGAAUUGCCUCCAGUUAUUGUGAAAACUGAACCAAAUGAUAUUUCUUUAGCGAAAAUAUUGACGGUAGAAGAACAUAGUAGAAGCUAUGAAAACGUAAUACCAAAAAACAAAACCCUCAGCCACAAAGAUAUUCAAUGUAAUAUAAGCAUCCGGAAGCACAUGCGUAGCAAGGCUACACAGGUUGAUAUGAACAUAUUGAUGUGCUCACGAGGGACUUCUCCCAUUAUAUUCAAACAGAAAAAAUAAUUAAAUUAAUCUCUAACUUGUGGGAACGAGUGAGAAAUGAGAAAAGUGAUGUAAACAAUGUUGCAGUUUUCAGGAAAAGGAGAAGAGCAUUUGACUGAAAAAUAUCACUCAAUACAAAAAUUGAUUGUCGGUGCAAAUCAUUAUAGAGAUAUAAGGAGUUGAACUGCUAACUGGAAGAGUGAUGCAAGGUGCAUUUAUCAACUUAUUCAAAGAAGUUAAAGAGUAAAAUAUUGUAUCGCAUUCAAGUACAAACUAAUAUUACAAAAUUUGUCCAGUACGACUUUUUUAUAGAUUUUACACCCUUUUACGCUAUACUCUAUUCGUACAACAUCUCAGCAGGCGACUAUAAUUAUACAGCUAGUAAAAAUUGCGGUGUUAUUUUAAGAAAACUGCCAAACUGCCAGAAUGCUGUCACGAAACAUCGUGCGAUAUGGGGGUUCUUAAUAUUUGUAUAAUUGUAAAAAAUGCAUAGAGUAUACCUUAUUAUUAUUUACUAUUAUUAUUAUCCAUUGUUUACCCAACGUAUGGUCUAGGGUGUUCCUUAAUUUGGUCAUUUCUGAAUUUAUUCUAUCUCACCCGAAAAAUAUGUUCAUAUUCUAGAACAAAAAAUUUCUACCGAGUUUGCGCCUUUUCCGAUAAAGUUAACAUGUGGCACCGAGCGAUUGGAAAUUUAAAUGCUAAUUACAUCGGUUUUUUCGAUGUUUUUUGAUUUUAUUUUUUUCAAUAUUUAACAU